AGAAUCUAGUCGUAUAUAUAUAACUUAAGAUUGAAAUCUAAACACAAUCUGAUCCAGCUAUGCAAUUAUUCCUAAGUUUUUUGCUAAUAGCUUAAAAAAAAGAGCAUAUGAGAUCUCUGAUUUUAAAGCAAAAUCAUCAUCUACACACUUAUAUCUCUAUUCUUGAUAGAUCAUAGAAAUAUGGAUGGUGGUAAUUAUUUUGGAGAUUCAAAUAUGGGAAAUGAAAGAGCAAGUGGAUCUUCAUCAUCAUCAAGAAAAGGGAAGAAAAAUAAUCAAGAUAAACCAAAGCAACCACAAAGAGGAUUAGGUGUUGCUCAAUUGGAGAAAAUUAGAUUACAUGGUGAAAUGGCUUAUGGUUUUCAUCCUCCUCUUCAUAAUCCUUAUCCAUCUAAUUUCAUCAAUGAAGAUCCAAGAGUGCAAACACCAUAUUCAUCUAUACCUUCUUCUUCAUCUUUUUCUUACUCAUCUUCUUCUACAUCUUACUCAGCUUCACAUGGUUUUCAACCAAACAUUGUGAUGGGCCAACCUCAAUAUGAAAGAACAAACAUCAUAUAUGGAGAUUCUCAACCAAUUGAUUCAUUAAGAUCAUGGGAACAUGCCAAUGCCAUUGCUCAAUCCAACACAACUAAACCAUUACUUAACCUAUAUGACUCACAAUAUGUAGAUACCAAGAAGCAUAGAAGUGGUUCCACAAGCAGUCAGAAUUCAGAAUCAAGUGACACUCAAGAACCAGAUUUGGAGCUAAGAUUAUCUCUUUGAUAUGCCAAUAUACAAAUAGUGAUUCUAGUAAUUGUAAUGCUUUUAUUUACAAUUAAUUAAGAGUUGCAAAAACACAAUGAACUAGCCAGUGUGUUUGGUUUUUAAUUGAAGUUCCAUUGUGUGUUCAAACUUGAGAGAUAUAUAGAUUGAUUCUUUGCAUGAAAAAAACAAUGCAAAAUAUUUACGUUAGUUAGUGUGCAGAAUCAUGUUAAGAUCAUGAAUUUAUCCCUUUUUAUAUUUUUUAUAUAAUUUUCUCACUAAGUGCUUAUGAAUGUAUUAAUGAAUAUUCUAUCUCAAAACUCUUUCCUUAAAAUUGGGCCUAAUUAAGGAAACAUUGAGAUUUCACGGGAUAAACAUUCUCAACUCACACCCAGAAUGUUCAAACUUAUCAUAUUUUAGAGUUAUAACUUCAAACUUAAGUGAACUAAUAUUCAACAAUUUGAAUUAUUACUUAACAAUUCUCCCCUUACUUUUAGUAAGAUUGAGAGAAGAAAUAUAUAACAAA
Messenger RNA from Vicia villosa (hairy vetch), 1264 nucleotides. Its product is annotated as protein SPEAR3-like. Gene Ontology annotation, molecular function: DNA-binding transcription factor activity. Bases 181 to 759 code for a protein of 192 amino acids. The record is from RefSeq and is a predicted model, not a curated record. NCBI's taxonomy places the organism in Eukaryota, Viridiplantae, Streptophyta, Magnoliopsida, Fabales, Fabaceae. The transcript has 5 exons.